UGUGAAUUGUGUUUGGGUUUGAUUGCGAUAGCGAAUUUUGAGAUUCAAAUUUCAGAAUUGAAGAUUCUAUGAGAAUAAUAUUUUAUAAACAGAUACUUGUGAGAAUUUCUAAAAUUCUACUGAAAUUAUAUUAUAUAAGUAUUUAAUAACAUUAAUAUUAUUCUUCUCUUAAUUUGUUGCGGCACAAUAUAAUCCGUUACAGAUUAUAGAGGGUGUGGUUGUUUAGUUCGCAUCAGGAUAAUAACUUUGGUUUUGUGUCAUCAGUUGCGGAGAAAUAUAUUUAAAAAUUCCAAAAAAUGCCCGUGUUGGAAUCCUGUUGGUCACCAUGCAUUUGGUCUUCAAAUACGAAAGUGGGCAGCAAAGCUGUUGCAUUGUAUACUGCAGCAAUGAGCAUGGUACUGAUAACUUUUAUUGCUUAUCAAAUGGAUGGAGGAGACUCAACUCAACUUUGGAAUCCAUUGUUCGAAGCAGAUGUUAGGGGUUCUCUACAGGUGUUUGGGAUUAUAUUCAUUAUAAUAUUUGGAGUCCUAAUUGUAUCAUCUGUCUUAAUGGUGAUUGGUGUUAAUAUAUGGAUGAGAGGGCUAAUGCUGCCGUGGAUGAUAACAAUGGGACUCAUUAUUGUGUUCCAAUUUGCUUUUGGUUUGUGGCUUAUUGGAGGAUAUUAUAUUUAUUUGGAUGCUACAUUUGCUGCAUUCCUUGAUUUUCUGUGGAUGUCAUAUAAUAUAUACUGCUGGCUGUGUGUGCUAUCUCAGUACCAGAUUAUAUUAGAAAUGCAGUCACCCAAUAUUGAAAUACUUGUCGACUACUAAGAAGAAUUACAACAAAUCCAUUGGGUACAAAUUAGAAUAUUAUACGUAAAUAUUGAUAGGAAUGUAAAUUAAGAGUUACUUCUCUCUUCUCAUUCUUCUACUUACAUCAACCCUUCAUAUUUUUAACCCGAAAAAUUUGCAGACCAAUGUCAUCUGUACUGAUCAUACAAAAAUUUACUAAAAAUUUACUGUGUAACCGUCUAUAGUUAUACUGGCUAUUGGCAUUGUGGUUGCAUCCACUAAAUAGAUUUCCUAUAAGACAUAUUCAUACUUCAUAAAGUAGAAUACUUACUAAAAGUAUGCCAAGGAUUUAAAAUAAAAUCCUGCAGUCGUUUAAGUUUGUGUAGUCCGAAAUAGGACGGGAAAGGCAUAAAACACCAUUUGAGUUGUAGUUUAUUUUAAUUACUUUCUGGCCCAACACAUUUUUAUACUGCGCCAUAUCUAUAUAUAGUCUCUGGUUAAGGACCUAUGUCUGUCAGUAGAAAUAAAAUGAAAGUAUUCGGGAAUAAUAUAGUCUAAAGCCAUCAGUAAUGGGUAAUCAAAGUUAUUGAGUUCAAAAUGAAACAAAAACGUAUGUCUGAAUGAUUUUAUAAUAUUAUUGAGUAAUAAAAUGAUAUGGAUUAGGUAAUAUCGUAUUUGUGUACAGCUUUUACAUUGCGGAUUUAUAAAUGCCAAUUUUUUUUUAAGUAUUAAAAUGUGUAUUGUAGGAUCCUUAGGAGAUAGAUAUAUGGCAUCAGGGAGUUUUCUGUAGACCUAUAUAAGAUAUACAAUUCCACCAUACAUUAUUUUGUUAUAUCUCAAAGGGCUUAGACCAAAUUCAAUUCAAGACCCAAAUUAGCCCAAUCGGUCCAGCCGUUCUCGAGUUUUAGCGAAACUAACGAACAGCAAUUCAUUUAUAUAUAUAGAUAAUGCUAGAACUUUAACGGCCGUUCCCAGUAUUCAGUCUAUCUCUUAAUUGAGAUAAAAAUCUUAAGUAUCAUUGAAUUUUCUGUCCCAAUUAACUUAUCGACGGUAACUUACCUUAUCCGUGCACGAUGUCUGUCAAUGGGACGACGUAUAGCUUACCAGCGAUAUAAAGUUGCAAUUCACGCGUCCUAAUAUAAGGCGAUAAGACUGACUUAUCGUGUAUAUUGGGACAGCUUCAGAUUAUUGACAGAUAAUUACUGACAGUAGAAGGUGGUAAUUUAUCUCUAUCUGUAGAUAAUAUAUUGGGAAUGGCCGUAAGUUAAUAAUAUAACAGAAUUAGUUUACAAUCCAUUUAUACUGACAUACGGAUUCAACCACCGACGUACAUACGACUCAAUGUGCCGUAUUCGCCUUAGAGGUAAAAGUUUGGGGAUGUAUAAUUGCUUGGAAUCUCGCUAUUUCGUGUCCACAGAAAACGGAGAAAACUCCUAGUGGGCAUGACGUCUUAAUCUCAACUGGUCUCAAUAUUUUUUAAACUGCAACUCUUGUAACAAAAUAUUUACUUGAAUCUCACAUUUUUUUUUCGUGUCACCUAAAUAUUUUUUAAAUACAUUUGUUCGAAAAUGAGACUUUUCCAUAUGUGUUGAAGUAGAACGAAAGUUGUUCAUUUCAGUAUCUACUGGUAAUGGAAAUCCAUGAAGAUAGUUUUUGAUCAAAAAGUUUUCUGUGCAUUCCUUUGCACAAUAUGCUGGCUAGAUUAUGGGUAUCACCACGGCACCUAUUUCUGCCGUGAAGCAGUAAUGUGUAAGCAUUAUUGUGUUUCGUUCUGAAGGGAGCCGUAGCUAGCGAAAUUACUGGGCAAAUGAGACUCGACAUCAUAUCACUUAUGUCUCAAGGUGACGAGCGCAAUUGUGUUGCCACUCAGAAUCUUUUUGUCUUUUUCAAGAAUCCAUAGCGGCACUGUAUUGUAAUGGGCAGGGCGUACCUAUAAAUGACCAUCACGUGAACUUCCUGCUCGUCUCGUCCCUUAUUGUCAUAAAAAAAAACUAUUUUACAGCGUGAAUAAUUAAUACAUGAAUUAUUUUUUUUUUUAAAUAAUAUUAACUCAAGUAUUUUUAUUCAAAAUAGGAUUCAAAAUCACUUAUUGAAAGUCAAUAACUACCACCCAUUCAAAAUAGACUGCCUCAGACCUGAGAAGAACAUAACUAAAAAAAAAUUAUUACGUAGGUAAUAAAAGUAUUUUGUAUUUAGAUAAAUUAUUGUUUUUAAUUUGGCUGAAGGCAUAGACACCGCUGCACUGCCAAAUCGUCUAAAAAUAUUAGAUUUAUUAGUGAUUGUGAUGAAUAUAUUUUUUCACAAAUGUAUUAAAAAAAAUUGUUCGACACACGUAAGGAAUUUUCAUUUUCAUUUCAAGUUUCUGCACUUGUUUCGAAAUGUACUAAUUAAUAUUUAAUUAUGAUAUCAUAUAGAUGUUUAAUUAGUUUUAGAAUAGUUUAUAACAUAUGCCAAUUUUGUAAUAAAAACUUUUCUUUUUAAAUUUCAUAGUAUAAAUUUUAAUGAUACCACAGUUCCAAAGUGUAAGUAUGAGUGAGAUAACUAAUAACCCACCAUUACCAAAGAGAAAGAAGUAAAUGCAGUUUAGUUGUCAAGAUAGAAUCUCUUGCUGUUUAACAACCGGUAAAAACAAGCCAGGAAUAUUACUUUAAUGUGCGUGACAAGCUACGUCUUACACUCGCGAUAUGUAUGUCACUGUGUUGUGUGUUAGUGUUUUUUUGACGUUCUCACAGCUGUCAUAGUCUAUCUAGAUGUAUAAAUGAUCUAUGCUUCCAAUAUUUCUUCAUAAGUCUAGAAUAAUUUCGUUUCAAACAGUGACGACUCGAGUUGUUUUCUUUUGGAACCCCUUUCUGAAUUGUUAUUCUUUGGAACUGUUGUAUCAAUAUUAAUGAACCAUAAACGGCUUUGUAUGCCAUAUAAAGUGAGUGUUGACGCUCCAUGCAAUAUCACUAUAGAUACAUGCAUGUCUUUAUAAUAUACCUUUCGAUUAUUUGAAUAUGCAUUACUUACCCGGUUACAUCAUCUCUGGACUUGACUUCGGUGAUGUCACAUCGUCACUUUGUUACCGUGUGCAAAACUAUGAUAUUAUUCAACCUGAGAGUUGAACAAAUCAUACCAGAUUUUAUGACGAUACUUCACUCGAACGGUUGCUCAGUUGGAAGAGCACUGGCACUGGUCGUGGGUUUUUUAAUUUUAUUUAUGUACUAGCUGACCCGGCAAACAUUAUUUUGCCAUAUAAAUUAUUUUUAGAGUUAGACCGUCUCUUGGACAUUGUAACAUUACUUUAUUUUUUCAAAAUAAACGUAGCCUAAGUUACUCCUUAUAAUAUCAGCUACCUGCCAAUUAAAACUGGCACAGAACAACAGACCUAUUAACAACAAAAGUCAAAAAGUAACAAUGAAAAGUUCGAAAACAAAACAGUGAUAGCACGACAUGUACCUAACGGUAAUGUAACUGCAAACCGUACGAGCGAGAGGGGGUGUAAGGGGAACAGGCUGGGUCCAUGGAGGUCCAGAGACAAUGUGACCAUGUUGUAAUUGUGAAUAAUAAUGUUUAGUUUAAGUUUAAUCCGUCCAGUGUUGACUGAUUUAUGUUAUGAUAUCUAUUUCUUUCUUUUAUUGUAAUUAAAAUGUAUUGUACACUAUAUAAAAUUUACAAUAAAAAAUUUUUGAAAAA
This is a messenger RNA of Leptidea sinapis, 4445 nucleotides long. RefSeq lists its product as uncharacterized. Bases 297 to 809 code for a protein of 170 amino acids. Lineage: Eukaryota; Metazoa; Arthropoda; Insecta; Lepidoptera; Pieridae. The record is from RefSeq and is a predicted model, not a curated record. The transcript has 5 exons.